AUGAACAUUGUUACACGAAUAUCAAACAAUGGAGUUAUUACGUUUUUCAUUUCAAUGGUUACGGAAGAAUUAUUUAAUUUAGCAAUAAGAAGUUCACAAUUGAGGAAUAGAAAAGAAUUACGUCUUUCCUUUCGGUUUCUCGAUCUUCUUGCAUGA
Funneliformis mosseae is the source of this 156-nucleotide messenger RNA. The record is from the annotation of a GenBank genome assembly. NCBI's taxonomy places the organism in Eukaryota, Fungi, Glomeromycota, Glomeromycetes, Glomerales, Glomeraceae.